AUGGCAGACAAAGAGGAAAAGAAAGUGUAUCCGGAAUUAGCUGACGAGAAGUCGUCAGAAAAGUCGUUCGAUAUGGAGAAAAAAAAACCGACCUUACUUUUCGCCGAGCCAAGCGACAUGGAACUCGUGAUCCGAGUAUUUUUUUUUAAUCUUUGAAGACCUGUUUAAGUUAUUUAAAAUUAACUUUAUUCAUUUUGGAAUUAUUCUGAAGAUACACAAAAUCGUAAUUUCGGUAGUUGAAAAAAAAUUUAAGUACGACAGUUUUUUUAAGCGCAAAAUUCAGUUUAAAAAUGGAAAAAUAAUUCCAAAGUUCAGAAUUUGCGCAUGAAAGUCGCUGUCUAGUUGCAGUACCGAAUUUUUCUAUUAGCUUUUGAAAUUUGAUAUUUGCGUAUUUUGCGAAAUCAUUUCAAAGGAAAAACAUGUAAGUUUUGAAAUCACUGAAACCUCUUUGAACACGACAUGAAAACUUUUUUGCACUCGUUUUCCCUUGGUAAUUAUGAAUUUUAUUCAAUUAUACGUUUCAAACAAAAGGCUCGAAUUUUCCAGGCAGCAGACUUCGCUGCUCGUCGUCACCGUCACCAAAAACGCAAGGACAACGCGACUCCAUACAUCAACCACCCACUUGGUAAGUCUUCGAAUCAACUCCGAAGGUUACCAAUUUCAGGCGUGGCUCACAUUCUGACGAGUGAAGCGAAGGUCUACGACGCUGUUACGUUGGCGGCAGCGAUUCUACACGACGUCGUCGAGGACACCAAGACAACGUUUGAGGAGAUCCUAGAGUUGUUCGGCAAAGAGGUUUUCUUUUUGAACUCUCGUCGUAGGUUGCUGGCAAAAUGAAUGUUCAUAAUUUUUUGGCGAGUAACGCAGUGCUAUCGAUAUAAACCGGUUCCACCUCAACAAUCCAACUUGAACGACUCUUUGUACUUUGGUCCAUUUAGGUGCUCAUUAAACUUCACUGGUUUGGCGUUGAACUUUGUUGCUCAUCUUACCGCCUAGUAUUCAAAGAGUCAUUAAAAAUUGAGUAUAGUCCGUUUUUCGCGACUUUAAAGGUUUCUGCGCCCUCCUAAUCUCUCCACGUCCCUCUCAUGUUUACGUGAUAUUUCCAUGUUUCUCUGACAUCGCCGGUGAGGGAACAGAGAGACGCAGACAUGUGAAAAGUGUCAAAUCGCGGCGGACGGGCUAUAACAAAUCAAUAUAGAAUAAAAAAUGUUUGAGGAAAACAUUACAGGUCCACGACAUAAUCGUAGAGGUCACAGAUGAUAAAUCUCUACCGAAAGCUGAGAGGAAACGGCUACAGAUAGAGCACGCGCCGGCUACCAGUCACAAAGUCAGAAAAUAUCCUUCCCACCUUAUCUAUUUUGAAAAUUUGAGGGCAAACUGGUGAAAUUAGCGGACAAGCUGUACAAUUUGCGGGAUUUGGAGCGUCGCGCGCCUUUCGGCUGGGACAGCAAAAGAAUCAAGGAAUACUUUGGCUGGGCCAAGCAGGUCGGUCUUUGGCUUUCGGAAUUGUUUGGAAGUCCAUAUUGGCCUUCGGUUAAUGGACCUGCAUAAAAAGAACAACUUUUCUUUGAUGAAAUUCUCAAAAAGCAGAAUUCGUAUUUCAGGUGGUGACUGGCAUGAAGGGCACCAACGAGGCGCUCGAAUGUCAGCUCGACGAUAUUCUCAACAAACAUCUCAGUUGA
Molecule: messenger RNA, 1682 nt
Organism: Caenorhabditis auriculariae
Lineage: Eukaryota; Metazoa; Nematoda; Chromadorea; Rhabditida; Rhabditidae
Source: the annotation of a GenBank genome assembly